Mus musculus (house mouse) is the source of this 1353-nucleotide messenger RNA. It is a transcript of the gene Ms4a6d, whose product is annotated as membrane-spanning 4-domains, subfamily A, member 6D. The transcript has 7 exons. The coding region runs from base 130 to 873 and encodes 247 amino acids. The record is from RefSeq and is marked validated. Gene Ontology annotation, cellular component: membrane. NCBI's taxonomy places the organism in Eukaryota, Metazoa, Chordata, Mammalia, Rodentia, Muridae.
AGAACUUCACAAGAAGGAACCAAGGAUCAGACUGAGAAAACCCAUAGUUAAAGCUCUUGGGGUUUCUGAGAGCUCAGCUGGAAGUGACUGGGUGACAAGGCGCACAGGCUCAGCCGUGGAAGCUCCAUCAUGAUUCCACAAGUAGUGACCAGUGAGACUGUCACAGUGAUUUCACCAAAUGGAAUCAGCUUUCCCCAAACAGACAAACCCCAGCCUUCCCACCAGAGCCAAGACAGCCUGAAGAAACAUCUAAAGGCUGAGAUCAAAGUGAUGGCGGCAAUCCAGAUCAUGUGUGCUGUGAUGGUGUUGGCUCUGGGAAUCAUUUUGGCAUCUGUUCCCUCCAAUCUACACUUUACCUCAGUGUUUUCCAUCCUGUUAGAAUCUGGCUACCCAUUUGUAGGAGCUUUGUUUUUUGCCAUCUCUGGAAUUCUGUCUAUUGUCACAGAGAAAAAGAUGACUAAGCCUUUGGUUCACAGCAGCCUAGCCCUGAGCAUCCUGAGUGUCCUCUCUGCUCUUACAGGCAUCGCUAUUCUCUCUGUCAGUUUGGCUGCUUUAGAGCCUGCCUUGCAGCAAUGUAAGCUGGCUUUCACACAACUAGACACAACCCAAGAUGCUUAUCAUUUCUUUAGCCCUGAGCCAUUAAACAGCUGCUUCGUGGCCAAAGCUGCUCUGACUGGAGUCUUUUCACUGAUGCUAAUCAGCAGUGUGUUGGAGCUUGGCCUGGCUGUCCUCACUGCCACACUGUGGUGGAAACAGAGCUCCUCUGCUUUCUCUGGGAAUGUGAUUUUCCUGUCUCAGAACUCAAAGAAUAAAUCCAGUGUAUCUUCAGAGUCACUUUGUAACCCUACAUAUGAAAACAUAUUGACUUCAUAAGAAUUAAGUAGAGGUUAUAUAGCAGAAAAAUCUGUCUUUAACAUGAUUUAGAAAAGCCAUUUACUGUGUGACAACAAUGCUUAAUAUCUUAAUAUCUUAAUGUGUGUAUUGGUUAAUCAGCAACCAUGAAAAACAUACUAACUGGCUGGGUUCAGUAGCACGCUCUUGAUUUGGCGUCAGUCAAAACACAGACCUGUAAAUUCCAAUUUAUGUAGUGGUCAAAGAGCCCCAAUUAUUUUCUCAAAAAACUGGAAGAAUGUUUCAUAGGAUCAUGGUGGAGCCAAUGGGCAACAGUUCUUCUUAUCCUUGUCACUUGGCUGCAGGAGGUACUGACUAGGGCCUGAGAUCAUAUUCUGUGUGCGUGGCAUGGACUUCAUGGCAUCUAUUUUAUUCAUAAGCACAUGAAAACAAGUCAUCUCUUAUGAAGUCUCAAAGAGCAUAAAAAAGUUAGCCUCCAAAUAAAGUCUUUAUAUAAUCCCA